Molecule: messenger RNA, 2124 nt
Organism: Meira miltonrushii
Lineage: Eukaryota; Fungi; Basidiomycota; Exobasidiomycetes; Exobasidiales; Brachybasidiaceae
Product: TRP-domain-containing protein
Exons: 2
Coding region: 1-2124 (707 amino acids)
Biological process (GO): transmembrane transport; fungal-type cell wall biogenesis
Source: RefSeq, a predicted model, not a curated record
AUGAUGUUGAAACGGGUUUACAAUCAAUUUUUGAUCUGUUUGUUGUGCAGCUUGGCAACUCUCACUUCUUUUACAACAGCUUCCGUUGGUCAGACUAAACAAUUGUAUACUUCUUCAGUUGCUUAUUGCAGCCCUCCGAUUGCAAUCUUGGUUACCGAUCUGUCUUUGCGCUUUUACCCGGAAAAUUCAACUUUGGAAUUCGAUCUCUCUGCAGCUUCUAUUCAAGAUAAUUUAAACGUUUCCAUUGCAUUAAGUGUGAAUGCAUAUGGCUUAGGAUUAUUCAAUGUGAAUAUCGAUUUAUGUUCUUUAGCAGGUGGAAUCCUUUGUCCGUUGCCAAAAUAUCAAUUUAGCGGUGGUGGUAUCUUUCCCGUUCCAAAACAAUUCUCCGAUCAAAUUCCCACUAUUGCCUAUACCAUUCCCGAUUUAGAAGCAGUUGCAACUUUGCAAUUGAAUGAUACUUCAAAUAAUAACGUCGUAGGAUGCGUUCAAGCAACACUCAGUAACGGUCAUACCGCAAAGCAAAGUGGAGUCUUAUGGGCAACUGUUGGAUUAGCACUUUUGGCUUUGUUCAGCUCUUUGUUGCAUACCGUCAUUGCUCAAAGUAUAGGUGCAGCACAAUGGCGAAUUGUGGAUGUAAUGUGGGCAAUACAGAAUCCUGCAAUCACCUCCUUCCUUUCGCUCAAUUAUCCCACCGUGUUCUUGUCUUAUGGAACAAAUUUUGCUUGGUCCCUAGGAUUGGUCGAUAUUCCUUCUUUGCAAUCUUCCAUUACACAGACCAGAUCAAAUACUGGCGGUCAUGAUCAAGCCGUUUUUGGUAAAAAUCUAACGGCGGAAAUCGGGAGAAAAUAUAAUCCAUUCAACGGAGGAGAAUCGCAAUCUUCUGGCUCUUCUUCUGGUUUGGGAAAAUCGCUCUCGAUAGGAUCCUUGGGCUUUUUCAAAGCAAGCGAUGAUAUGGCUAAUAAGUUGUCCAAUUUUGCACAAUCUGUUUCUCCUUCAAUACUUCAACCUUCUUCAUCGCAUGCACAAAUUUACGAUCCAGCAAAACUUUCGCUUCUCAAACGUCAACAGUACGCCCCCAAUACAGGUCCAGGAGGAUCUUUGAUCACUGGUGGACAGGGCGUCGCACUUCCUUUGGUAUCAGGAGACGAAACAAGUGUCAAUGGCGGUAUCGGUACAUUUGCCGAACGUAAUUACGUUGCCCCUAGCAAUGCAUUUUUGACCGUUUUAGUUUCAAUGGCGAUCCUUUUGGCAAUUUGCGUAGGUGCUCUUAUUUUGACCUACUUAAUCGCUUUCUCCGUUCGUUUAUUGACCGAUAGGAGGAAUAAGGGGAAAGGCUUAACGAGAAAUUUAUCGCAUUGGUCUCACCGGGUCACAAAACCUUCGGAGUUUUUCAAUACUGUCAUUUUGCCCACUUUGGGACGUUAUCUUUUGAUCGUCUUUCCCGUGUUUUUCAUUUUUGCUUUCUGGCAAUGGAUUGAUGGAGAUUCUUGGGUUGGUCAUUUGGUAGCAGCUUUGAUGACUGUCAUCAUCUUAGCAUUCACAGCAAUCAUGUUUGUUCCGAUGAUCAUUCGUGCAAGGCGAUCUACUUCUGCAGUUUUAUAUCAUGACAAAGCGCCUGCUCAUGGUACCAAAACGGCAAAACGAUGGGGCCAUCUAUCGCAUCCUUAUCGUCAAAAAUUCUAUUGGUUCAGUUUGGCUCUACUUUUAUUCGCAUUCAUUCGUGCUUGCUUUAUCUCAUUUGCACAACAACAUGGAACUCGACAAGCGAUCGGAUUAUUGGUCACCGAUGUUUUGCUCUUCCUCAUCUUGUGCAUCUUCCGGGUAGGAAGGGACAAGAAAUCGGAUUUCGUCUUAAUUCUACUGUGCUUCAGUAGGAUUGCAGCUUGGGCUGUUUGCGUGGUCUUCAUUCCUUCGGCAAACAUUCGAACGAUCCCAAGAGCUAUUGUCGCUUUCGUUUUAUUGGUCGUUACCGCUUUGCCGAUCAUUUAUCUCUUCUUUUUGACCGUCUAUGAUCUUUUCAUGCCUUUCCUACGUCGCAAUCGUAUGGACGUGGAUCACUAUAAUAGCACUGACGGAGAAAUAUCAAGAAAGUCAAAGCGCACCAACGGCAAGAUCAACGAUUGA